CGCCAAGAUCAGAUCAGUCGACAUUCUGGACGCCAACCGUGUUCGCUCUGCAAGUCUGCAAGUGGUGCUGACUAUGACCCAGCUGACAUAAAUACCCUCAAUAUGCCUGCUGUGUCUAUGACAUAUCAGUUCACCCUGCCAUCCUGUGGGGCGCUCUUCUUUCCCAAUGCUAGUGGGGUGACUGACGCUGAAGUGCAACAGGCAAAUACGCACCGAGGGGUCUUGCGAGAUACUCUCAAGAGCUACAAGCGAGCAGCUGUAAAAGAUUCGCUGAGCGUCAUUCGCGUCUGCCAGGCAUACCUGCCUCAUCUGCACAAACUGCAUACAUCACAACAGUAUAAGAGCAUGCAAGUCAACUGGCGAAGCAUGUUUCUGCACCACCGGCUACCAAACAAAGACUUUCCACGGCUGGACUUUCCUGGCUUAUCUUAUGAAGUGCUUUUUGUGCUGCUCACGUAUGCGCAAGCUCUCUACAAUGAUGCCGUGCUGCAGGGAGACAAUGCUCAUGCGGCAGAACAGCUUUGUCGCGCAGCUGGAAUCUUUGAGCAUGUCGCAGAUCAAAUCUGUCCAAUGCUCACUGAACGAGUCUGUCCAGAAACUUAUCCAGCACUACCGAGCGCUCUCGCCAAGUUGACAAUGGCCGCAGCUCAACUACAUGCUUUAGCGAGUCUCAAUGGAAAGACCUCGAAUGCCAUGCUUUGUCGCAUCGCGGUCGGAGCAAGCGACCAUGCUUCAUCUGCUGUGGGUCUUUUGAGUGCGCACCCGACCAGAAAAGUCCUGCCUUCCGACUUGCUUGACCAGUGCAAACGGCUGAAGGCUUCGGCUCUGGCGGAAGCGUACGUUUGUCUGGCCCUUGAUGCCCAGAAGCAAGGCAGCAUUGGGCUUGCUGUUGGCUGUGCUUCACUCGCAGCCAAGCUUGGCCAGGGAAAGACUGAUGUUACGAUGUUACAUGCUGAACUACGCGCGGAGAAUGAUCAAGUCACGUUUCAACCAGUUCCAGACGAAGCUGAAGUACAGCGACAGCUUCCUUCCGGCCGUGAAUUUUGUAAAGUCAAGGUCUAUGUUGCCUUGUCGGAAGAUCAGGCCACCACUGGUGAGGGUCUUUAUGCAGGGGAAGGCUCAUAUUAUUGAGCGAAGGGAGUGCUGUCCGUCGUGUUCGUGUACUGAUCGCUAUUACAAGUGCUCCAUCAACAGAAAUCACGCGAAGUAUGGGCUUCUGGCGAUGAUUUCGGCAUGAACAGAGAGCAUUGAGCACGACAUGUAGAUGCUCCUCAUCUACCGCAUGUCUUUCACGAAUAGCAACUUGACACUGGUCUCCUGACACGACAGCAUGGAAAGUUGCAAGCAACGCUGUAUCUGCAUGU
This is a messenger RNA of Protomyces lactucae-debilis, 1364 nucleotides long. RefSeq lists its product as uncharacterized. Bases 103 to 1131 code for a protein of 342 amino acids. The transcript has a single exon. Gene Ontology annotation, cellular component: plasma membrane. Lineage: Eukaryota; Fungi; Ascomycota; Taphrinomycetes; Taphrinales; Protomycetaceae. The record is from RefSeq and is a predicted model, not a curated record. Gene Ontology annotation, biological process: cellular response to pH.